Messenger RNA from Gymnodraco acuticeps, 1683 nucleotides. Its product is annotated as sialic acid-binding Ig-like lectin 7. The record is from RefSeq and is a predicted model, not a curated record. NCBI's taxonomy places the organism in Eukaryota, Metazoa, Chordata, Actinopteri, Perciformes, Bathydraconidae.
AUGUCUGCAACAGAAAUCGUGAUACUCCACAUCCUCUUUAUUUCAGGUUCUAUGGAUUGCGCAGACCUUUCCAUUACUGCACCGAAGGAGAUGGAGGCACUGAGUGGAUCCUGUUUACACAUCCCGUGUACAUUUAGUGCUACAAAAGAAACGGAGAUUGACAACAGAAUUGGAAAGUGGAUUAAAAACACCCAUGAGGACCUUGGAGAAAAUUUGAUUUUUAAAAGUAAUAAGGCAAAGAACACCUAUCCAAUGAAUAUCACUGGAAACCUGAGUGAGAACAACUGCAGCACUCUGUUUUCCAGUUGAAACUCAAGUUACACAAACAAAUACUUCUUCAGAUUUAAGACGGAGUCAUUUAAAGCAACUGCUUCUGACGAUCCUAUUAAAAUAACAGUUAAAGAUUCUCCUCCGAGCCCCACCAUUGAGAUCCCAGGUGAUCUGGAGGAGGCGGAGUCUGUCACUGUAACCUGCUCAGCUCCAGCUCCCUGUCCACAUCCUAAACUCACCUGGACUCUCCAACAAGACCCUCCCAACACAAUGGAGGAAAACCCAGAUCGGACCUUCACGACUAAGAUCCAGAAGACCCUCACUCUGACAGACCAACAUGAUGGAUUCAACAUCACCUGCUCUGCCAGCUAUCCUGUGAAUCAAGGGAAAGAUGUGAAGACAGCAGAGGAGACAAAGACUCUCCAUGUUUCAUAUGCUCCUAAGAACACUCUCGCCUCUGUCAGUCCGUCCUCAGGUUCGGUGUCAGCGGGCAGCUGGGUGGAGCUGAGCUGCUCCAGCAGAGCCCAGCAUCCCGUCAGCAGCUUCACCUGGUUCAAGGAGAGCCAAGAUGGAGACAUCAAGGUCUCACAGGGAGAGAUUUACAGCUUUUAUGCCACAGAGAGAGGAGGUUUUUACUCUGUGGCCACAAAUGUGUUUGGUAAUGGAAAGUCAACAACGAUCCAUCUUAAACUCAAAGGUACAGGACUGGACCCACUAACUUUGACCUUUAAAGAAAUACUACAACAACAAAAUACUUCUCAUAUAUUACUAAACCCGUUUGACAUUGAACUCUUGAGAAAUGGCUAAUAUAAAAGAGAAAAAAACACCCUCUGAACAUUAAACAUUUGGAUUUGACUCCCAAAUUAUUUUAGAGCUUGCAAAAUAAUGUUUCAAUAUAGUUUUGCUGUUGUUCACCCUUUCAACCUUUCACCUAUUUACUUCAAUUCAUCAGAAUUUUCUCAAAACCAGGUUUAAAAAGUGGAACUUCUGCUACAUUAGUUACAUGUCUUCUUUAAGUAGCCACUUAUAUUUAGUUUGUUUCAAUACUUAGAGAAACCUCUAAGUAACUUGUAUUUUCAAUCUGGUAAAUUCCCUAAUAAAAUGAAAAUAGCUAAAGUUAUACCAUUAUAUAAAAACUGGGGAUGAACACCAUUACACAAAUGACAGGCCUGUUUCUUUGCUCUCACAAUUUUCCAAGAUCCUUGAAAAGGUUUUUACAAAAAGACUUUCAUGGAAACACAUCAGCUGUUGAACGACAGUCAAUAUGGAUUCAGGAAAAACAGAUCAACAUCUAUGGCACUAAUGGAAUUAAGUGAGGAAAUAGCAAACUGCAUGGACAAUAAAAAACAAGCAGUGGGAAUAUUUAUAGACCUACAAAAAGCAUUUGACACCACAGAUCACAAUAUUUUACUG